Messenger RNA from Cuscuta campestris, 1605 nucleotides. The record is from the annotation of a GenBank genome assembly. Lineage: Eukaryota; Viridiplantae; Streptophyta; Magnoliopsida; Solanales; Convolvulaceae.
AAAGGCCCUGUGGGCUUGCUAUGUUGCCCUUUUUUCUGUGGUCUUCAGAAGGUUGGUUCUCUGUUGAUGCUAAGGAAACCAUCGCUCAUGUUCUUGUGCAAGUUUUUGAGGGUGCUGACUUGAAUCCAUCGGAUCUUAAUGGAUUGGCUGAUCCUUACUUGAAGGGAAGCCUUGGGCCUUACAGAUUCAGGACCAAGACACAUAAGAAGACACUGAAUCCAAAGUGGCAAGAGGAAUUCAAAAUCCCGGUCUGCUCCUGGGAGUCACCUAAUGAUGAACUGAAGAUUGAAGUUUUUGAUAAAGAUCACUUUGUGGAUGAUUCAUUAGGAGAAUGCUCCAUAAAAAUAAUGGACUAUAGGGACGGACAGAGGCAUGAUAUCUGGUUGCCUCUUCAGAAUAUCAAAAUGGGGAGGCUGCAUCUUGCAAUAACUGUGAUUGAGAAAAAGGAUGCAGAACAAAUGUAUGACGAAGAAACUCUUGAUUCCUUUGAGAAUGAUGCAGCCGAGGCCGGCUCCUCACCUGAAUUACCUGAAAAAUCGCCCAAAGUUGGGGACAAAUACGAGCCCAUCGAUAUUGAAGGGAAACAAGAGACUGGGGUGUGGGUCCAUCACCCGGGGGUUGAAAUCGCACAAGUCUGGGAGCCAAGGAAGGGUAAAGGUAGGAUGAUUGAUGGAGAGGACUCAGAUUCUAUGAGGAGUUUCAAGUCAAAAACACCCGGAUCACCUCAUAGUGAUGACAAUGAGACCGGGCAGUCAUGUAAUCGAUUCCGUAGGGGCUUGAGUAAAAUCGGUUCAAUGUUUCACAAGGGUCCCAUAAAUCACGACAAAUACGACACCCUUGGUGAGCCAUCCACACCACAUGUGAAUCUCAAGGCAGUAAAUGCAAAGCAAAUCGGUGUACAAUUUGUGGUGGACAAUACGGACCCUGCCCAAUCCCCCACAAGAUCAAAAGAAGAUGGUAAAGAAUCACUGGAGGAAGAUGAACAAGACGGUCCAAGUACUAAAGAGAAAAUGAAAGACAGGGCGAAGAACAUGUUGAAGCAUGUGGGAAAAUCUGCUCAUGGUGGCAUAAAACAUGUCCUUUCUCAUAAAGGAUCAAGGAAAUCGAAAUAUGAGCCAGAGUUAUCAACUACAGAUUCUUCGGACGAGUCAUUUGUUGAUACCCCACAACAAGCUGCAGCAGUUCAACGGGCUCAUCAAAUAUCUGAUUCUGGUAGUGAUUAUAUAACAGAGACUUCAAAUGCAAAGGAAGAGAACCCCCUUCCAGGGGAUCUAAUCCAGAUGGAUUUAGCAGCUUCUCAUGGUCCUAAAACUCCGUUGGCAAACAUUUCAGAUGAAUGAGGCAAUCAAGACAGAUGAAUGCAUAGGGAUGGUUUCUUGUGUACCUUAAAAGCAGUUGGAAAGCAAAGGUUGUUUUACUUGUUUACUGUACAUUCUCCUCGCACACUAUAAACUACAGCAAUACUAUGUGGUCUUGAGUUGCCCAUGUAAAAGUUCUCAUGUUUGUAAAAUCCAAAGGUAUAUGUCCAAGAAGUAUGUGCACAUGUUUGUUUUCCGGAGGGUUUUGAAUCUCCUGGCAUACUAUUUCAACACAAAAACUAUGUUG